Molecule: messenger RNA, 1741 nt
Organism: Cercospora beticola
Lineage: Eukaryota; Fungi; Ascomycota; Dothideomycetes; Mycosphaerellales; Mycosphaerellaceae
Source: RefSeq, a predicted model, not a curated record
ACGGAUUACUCGACUGUCUUUCUCGCUGCAGGUUUGGGAGUGGAAAGGCCUGGACGUCAGCGGAAACAUCAUUCCUCAUCGUCGACACUCCACUACCUUAUCGUACACUGCGCCGGUCCGUCGGGGAAGGCACUCUGCAUCCAGCACCAUCCAGCAACAGAGACAUCGCUACAGUAGCAACUCCGAACCCGACCCAAGCAUUUGCCAGCUGCUUGACGCAUUGGCGCCAACAUGCCUGCCGAGGACGACCCCAAAACACACGACUUCGACCAACGCCAUGACGGGCCCUUCGACCAACCACCGCCGCGCCCUUCCGUACAGAUCGAUACCACUGCCACCUCCGCGCUGAGGAGUCCGAGUAGCCCGCACAAUGCCACACCGUCCGCCACGAAACCGCGCAAGAGCGUGCAACUCCCAGAAUCGCCCUCAGAUCCCACAUCCCCGCCUCGUCGCAGCACAACAAUAGGAAGAGAGCGCAAUCCUCGACCUUCGCAAGAUUUCGAUAUCCGCCGCGAUGGACCAUAUGGGCGCCCUUCGAUCACCAUGACGCGGCGGCGCUCGUCCGCGAACGUUGUACGGCCAGAAUUGAACCACACCCAGAGUUCUGAGCAAGCAGAUCCUGCCGCGCCAGGUUUAGAAGCAUUGGAACAAUACAGAACAGCAGAAGAAUCAGAAGCGCCGUUUGCGUUGGAGCCGCCGCCGCUCAAUUACGAUCUGUGGGAGAGAAGAUGGUUCAUUGCAUUCUUUUGGACCAUGAUCCUGGUGGAUUGCGUUGCGGCGCCCAUUGUCCUAUACUUCUGCCUCUGGUAUCUGACCAGCUUGUCGCCAAACGCAACAUUCUCCAUCGUCACCGCAGCUCUGGGAGGUGUGAGCAUUGUGGAAUACUUUGUGCGCUUCUGGAGACUAUGGAAGAAGGACAGCACAUGCAGAGUGAUGGGCGCGAGGAGAAAAUACCUAGAUUGGUUUCACUGGAACUUCACUUUGGGCUGGGUAAUCAUCAUGAUUGAGCUGAUCGUCGGCACCGUUCCGGAAAACCCACCGAUUCGUCUCCUUGGAAUGCCACUCGCCUCUAUGAUGUGGGUCUUCGGAACUGAGCUCAUUGUCGUCGAUAUCAUGCGAUACUUCGAAGUACCCGCUCCUGUCCGCAUUUCCUCCAUUCCAAAAGGCGCCCAACUUCGCCCUGCCAUCUACAGCAUGAUCGAGGACGUCGUUGCCGUGGAUGGAAGUGGCGGAACUGAAUAUCGCGAAGCGCUUAACCGCCGCUAUGAAGCCUCGCACGUUUUCCGCUCACUUUUACGACGACUAGGCAUCUUUUGGGCUCUUGGCGCGGAAGGAAUGGCCAUGCUCACUACGAUUUUAAUCUUCACUAUACAUCCUGAGGCAGCAUAUGUGGUGGGCUGGAGUGCGCCAUUUAUAUGGGCGGGUAUAUGGACCGGGGCGACAAUAUGGUACGCCAAAUACAUGCUACGGAAGGAAAAAAUCGCUUGGGCGGAAGAAUUGCAGGAAAAGCAAGUGAAUCCGGUCACUUUGCCUGGCGAGCCCGCGAUUCUCCACGACUCUGAGCCGAGCGAAGGCAAGGACUAGCAGCCCCGUGUCUCGAGGGUGCUGCUCAGCUGUUCAGAGCGACGUUGGCUGGUGCCCUCGUGCUGAGGUCUGACGCGGAUUUUCCGGAUUUUUAGUGUAAUGAACUGUAUGAAUAAGCAUAACUUGCAUAGCGUGUGAUGAAUAGUACGGCCGCAGC